GUGUGCUCCUGGGACAGCCCGGCCGUAAAGAUCAGGACCUAUCAGCCCUCACUGUUUGGGAUGGGACAUUUCUACUCACUUUGGAGAGGUUUUUGUUCACUAUUGUAACAGAACACUCGUUAACAGUUUCUAACGGCCAAAGGAGGCGGCACCCAAGUGAAAAAAGUUGCUUGCUCUCUUCACCGUCAUUAGUACGGAGACGAAGACUAGAGGCAGAGGCUGAAAUGUGGAUAGUCUAAGGAGUUGAAAAGCAAACUGAAGAAGCAAGCUUUGUGGUCAGUUCUCAGAGGAUGGUUCCUUAUUGCAUCUAGUCUGAAUUUUUAUCUAAUUACAUUCUUUGUUGACUGAACAUUCAGUUAAUUACGCUGGAUUCUUCUUUAAAUAAGUGAUCUCUGCCUGGACGUACAGUCCACUCUGCUGUCCUGAGGAGCUGUGUCUGAAGAGUGUGCUCGAAUGCAUUUGUCUCUGGAUACCAUAAACAUGGCAGACGAUGGCUGCCUCUCCACGGACAACUACCACGACAUGGGCAAAGGAGGGGGCUCGGGCGUUGGGGGCCGAGUCCACAGCAUUGAUGUUAUUCUGGGCUUUAGCAAAGACCAGGACCCCUUGCUCAACCCUGUGGGACCUGUGGGGAACCAUAAAUUGGAUGGAGAUGAUCUAGUUGAACAGGGGAAGCAGGUGACCUCUGACCCCUAUGCUCACCUGCCCAGCUUGUCGGACAGUUCCCAGCAGUCUGCUUAUCAUGAAACAGGACUCUUCUCCAGUGAUAAAUGUGAUGGUGACCUUGGAGAUCUUCACCGUGGAGGUGUGGAGAGUGAUAGCAGAUCUCCUGAGCCCCCUGAGGAAGACCAACCCAAGAAGAAGCACAGACGCAACCGCACCACCUUCACCACCUACCAACUGCAUGAGCUGGAGCGCGCUUUUGAGAAAUCCCACUACCCUGAUGUUUACAGCCGGGAGGAGCUGGCCAUGAAAGUUAAUCUCCCAGAAGUACGAGUGCAGGUGUGGUUCCAGAAUCGACGUGCAAAAUGGCGGCGCCAGGAGAAGAUGGAUACCAGCAGCAUGAAACUCCAUGACUCACCCAUGCUGUCAUUCAACCGGCCUCCGAUGCCCUCCAAUGUGGGGCCAAUGAGCAACUCCUUGCCCUUAGAUCCCUGGUUAUCAUCGCCACUUUCUAGUGCCACUCCCAUGCACAGCAUCCCAGGCUUCAUGGGCCCAGGCCAAAGCAUGCAGCCUGCUUACCCCAGCCACCCAGGAUUCCUCAACUCAUCUCCAGGCAUGGUACAGGGCAUGCAGCCCAUGCCACCUCCACCGUAUCAGUGCCCACCAGCAUUCAACGACAAAUAUCCACUAGAGGACGUGGAUCGCAGUUCCAGCAUUGCCGCUCUGAGAAUGAAGGCCAAGGAACACAUUCAGUCAAUGGACAAAACCUGGCAACCCAUGUGAUGCAAGGAUGGGAUUGUAUAGUUGGAAAAAUGAAACAGUGUAAAGAGUCAAAGAAUCUGUAAGAACUGUGCAAGGACAACGGGUACGAUCAGCUUUGGAUGUUGCAAGAUCUUUUGAAGAACUUGAUUAUAAGCACUGGUCAACAUUGACAGCAAAAGCUUACAAUCGUCUGCGCAUCCUGAUGAGACUCAACUGUUGUUUUUUGAAGCUCAUGGACUGAAGUGUUACCUGUCAUUGUUAGAGUAGCAAUAUCUUGGUUCAAAUCAAUUUGACUAUACUAAGGAAAAAAUACUAAGGACCUCAAUUAUUUCAGAAACCAGAGACUGGAGGUUCUAUUAAACUACAAGCAUUUGACACUAUAUACAUUUAUAGCAUUUGGGAAGCACUCUAGGGUGAAUUACAAAUUGAAUCGUGUUACAUAAGGAGUCUUGCCUAAGGACUCUUACAGGUGAUCAAACCUAAGUCUGGCAGGUGUCUGGCAUACUAACAUCUGCAUAUGCCAUGUCCCAAAGCCAAGGAUGCAGCCCUCAUGCACAGUUCAAAAUCCUUUGAAAACUAAUGGAAACAUCUAUGAGUGGGUGACAUGUUACAGCACUUAGGUUGUAAAUGAAAUUUUCUGAAAUGUUCAUUUUAAUGUUGUGUUUUGAAAUGCUGUGAUGUGUCUGUUCAGUCUACUACAGCAAUCUUGACUGUGCGUGAGUGGGUACUGAGGAGAAGGUUUUGUAUACCAAGGUGUCUCCUACCUCAGCUGCAACCUUCACUUUGAGAUGUGACAAUAGGCACUUUGACUUUCUAAGAAACAAGGAAUUCUUGGAAGGCAGUCUACAGCUAUGAGCUGCUGAGCUCCUUUUCUGCGCUGAUCUUCUUUGGUCACUGCCAGAAACCUCUACCCAUAUGUUAAAGGCAGCUCACGGCUUCAGGUAUCUGGUCUGGCAUGGUGGCCAAAUUGGGCAGACUUAAUACCUCAGACUUAAUGCUCAUCCUCAAGUCACCAUCAGGUGUCCUUAUUGGCUAGUGUCUCGCAUAUGGCAAUUCAUAUUAUUAUUCUAGUCUAAACAUUACAUUUUUCAAAACAGUAUGGAUCCAUUUGGCUAACUAAUAAAUAAUGAUCCAAGCUGAGAUUGGGAAUGUGGCAUUAUAUCACAUAUAACAGUCUGUGAUUCAGAGUGACUGUUUCUACAUGUUAUGCAUAUACUUUUUGAGUAGCAUCUUUGGUGUUAUCAAAAUACACUUUUCUAUAAGGCAUUGUAUAAAGUGCAAAUGACACCAAUGUAAGCUUGUCAUUACAACUUACAGAAACCUGCUUAAACAUUUGUAAAGGCUCAGUCCAGAAGGCAUUGGCCCUACGUACAAACUUCAUUACUUCUUGAAUCAUGAAAUUAUUAGUAGAAAGUUCAACAUAAAAUGUGAAAUGUUUUCGGUGCGUGAAAUCAAGCGCCAGCCUAUCAGUUUCUCAUUUACAAACAGUAUGAUUUACAUGAAGCACAACCUAAUUCAUGCAAAUGUUUCAGUAGGGAGCCAAUAACAAGGCAGCAUUCAGUGGUCCAGGAGCCAACGGCUGUGCUCAUAGGCAUUUGACCAAGUUUACAGUUACAACAACUACAAAAAAUGAAAUGUGAAAUAUACAACAUAAAUGACUUUACAGCUUAGCUUAGUGACAUCAUUUUGAAAAUGCUUAAAUGGCCACAUGAAAUGAAAGAUUUGUUCAACCAGCCUGGCAAGCUUUGUUAUAACAUUAGCACUAUGUCAGUAAAACCACAGCAGAGAUUUACAAAUCCAAUAUCAUUUUGCCCAAGAAAGUUUCAUAACAACUUAAUGUCAAAAAAAAAAGUCAGUCACCUAACUUAGAUGUUAUGCAACUUGACAUCAAAGCUGGCAAAUGCAACUUUUAUGACAAAUAAUGCCUUUUAGUGUUUAUAAAUGUUUGCGCAGUUGUCAUGAAGGGCUUAUACAGGUGUCGUGUAGCCUUCUGAAGGCUGCCAGACAGUUGUGUCACUGUUUUCUUUUAGCAGUGGUAAGAGAUUGUGUCCUCUACAUAACACUUGGAAAGAGACAAUGAAUGGUUUAAGCCAUGGCAGCAGACAUCCCCAUCCAAUUACUAUCAGGAUAUGUCUAAUUAGACCUAGAUGGAUAGAAAUACAUACAUUCUUAAACAUAAAUGUUCCCAACUGGUUCUUUGCUUAGAUGUAUGGAUCUGAGAAAAAAAAAGAAAUUCCACCUUUUUUGAAAAGUUUAUGCAUCAUUCAAUUAAUAAUAAAACAGAGUACUUCAGAGUGGUUUGAAGUGAAAUGGUUCACUGUAGAGAAACUCAUAGACUAUGAUUUCUUUACAGCAGUGGUCACAGGAAGCAGGGGUUGUAAUGUCCCCCUGCAAUGUAAUGAUAAUGGUAAAAUCGCCUUGCCUGUUCCAUUGAUUCCCACCAUGAAUGAAUAAUACAUUUUAGCAUAUUUGUAACCACUUCAUCUAUAGCAGCCUGUGGGGGAGCUUUUAGAUGCUUCAGGCAUCUGGCUCCCAUCACCACCACUGUAAAAAAUUUUGACUCCUUGAAUUUGUCUAGAACAAUGCAUUUGACAUCAAAUCACAUUGAAUGACUUAACUGUUUUAUUAUGCAUGUUUUUUGAACAAAAUGAUUAAAAUUCCUCUUUAACUGUUCUUUAAAGAAACAUCCAUUAAAAGCUCAGUCAUUAUUUGUUCUGCAAUGGCAUUGCUAAGAACAACCCUUAGUGGCACACUUAUUAUUAAGGUCUAAAGCACCUAUGUUAGAUUAAGGUCUGACGUGUCCCAAACGUUGCUGUUUUGUCUGUUUAAGCAUUGAUUCAGCUCUGUUUUGAAGAAAUUUGCUUAGGCCACCAGAAGUUGUUGCAGGGUAUGAGGUCAUCAACCAAUUGUAUAGCUGUCAUAGCGAGUGCGUGUGGAGACAUGGAAAGAGAGUCGCUUAGUGUGACACCCCCCACUGUUCAUUCAUCGCUCCGCAUUAUUGAUCGCCUGUCUUUGUCUAAAACUCUAAAAUGAACAGACAAAGUCAUGACUAAUAGACAUCACUGCUGUGUACUGGCCAUGAGACUCUGCAACUGCAAGAUCUGCAAGAUAAAAGCAAACUUGUACCCCAAUAGUUUCCUCACAUCAUCAUUUUACUCAGUUAAAAGUGCAUUUCCAUUGAUUUUCCAAACUUUCGGCAUAAUUAAAAGGUUAGAAUCAUUCAGAGUGGUUUGAUGUGAAAUGCUCCACUGCUUUGCAUUGUUUCACAGUGGUGGGUAUAGGAACCAGACAUUUGAAGAGCUUAAUGCAUCUAAAAGCUCCUUCACAGACACUUAUUGCACAAAGUGAUCAUGAAUACACUGCCUGAUGUCUGAUAUAUUGUUUUCUCAUAAUUCUAAAGCUUUUGGCCUAAAAUCUAUAAAAAUGUUUUUAACAUAGAAAAAUCGUGGUGGAGAGGUAGAUACAGGGCAUUGUAAGGUAAAAUAAUGCCUGAAGAAAACUUCUGAUAUACCAAAAUUUUAUCAACAUCAACAUUACAUAUAAUGUUAAGACACAUGUAGGUUUACUGUUGGUUUUGGAUAUAAAAUAACAAAU
This is a messenger RNA of Pygocentrus nattereri (red-bellied piranha), 5019 nucleotides long. It is a transcript of the gene rx2, whose product is annotated as retinal homeobox gene 2. Bases 454 to 1446 code for a protein of 330 amino acids. NCBI's taxonomy places the organism in Eukaryota, Metazoa, Chordata, Actinopteri, Characiformes, Serrasalmidae. Gene Ontology annotation, molecular function: DNA-binding transcription factor activity, RNA polymerase II-specific; RNA polymerase II cis-regulatory region sequence-specific DNA binding. Gene Ontology annotation, biological process: positive regulation of transcription by RNA polymerase II. The record is from RefSeq and is a predicted model, not a curated record. The transcript has 4 exons.